Molecule: messenger RNA, 1896 nt
Organism: Olea europaea var. sylvestris
Lineage: Eukaryota; Viridiplantae; Streptophyta; Magnoliopsida; Lamiales; Oleaceae
Product: cytochrome P450 90B1-like
Exons: 8
Coding region: 166-1602 (478 amino acids)
Biological process (GO): sterol metabolic process
Molecular function (GO): oxidoreductase activity, acting on paired donors, with incorporation or reduction of molecular oxygen; iron ion binding; heme binding
Source: RefSeq, a predicted model, not a curated record
GGCUUUAAUUAAAAUGAUGUUUUCCUCUACGAGCCACCUGCUUAAGGUAAACAUAAUAGCUUGAGAAAAUAAAAAUAAGAAGCUCCUUUUAAUCAGGAUUCAGAUACAUACCUUCACAAAGGCAGACAUCUGAUUCCAGUAGAGAGAGAUAUAGAGAGAAUCACCAUGUCUGACUUGGAGUUUGUUCUCUUUCUUCUAAGUUUGGCUCUUAUUAUCCUUAACCUCUAUAGAAGAAAACAAAAUUGCUCUUUGAAUCUUCCACCAGGCAACAUGGGUUGGCCUUUUCUUGGUGAAACCAUUGCUUAUUUGAGGCCAUAUACUGCUACUACAAUAGGAAAAUUCAUGGAGGAACAUAUUUCCAGAUAUGGAAAAAUCUACAAAUCCCAUUUAUUUGGCGAGCCAACCAUAGUAUCGGCUGAUGCAGGGCUGAAUAGAUUCAUUCUACAGAAUGAAGGCAAAUUGUUUGAAUGCAGUUAUCCCAGAAGCAUUGGAGGAAUUCUUGGGAAAUGGUCUAUGCUUGUUUUAGUUGGUGACAUGCAUAGAGAUAUGAGGACUAUUUCUCUCAAUUUCUUGAGCAAUGCCAGGCUCAGAACUCAUCUUCUAAAGGAAGUUGAAAAGCACACUUUGGUGGUUUUGGAUUCCUGGAUUGAGAAUUCCAUCAUCUUUGCACAGGAUGAAGCCAAAAAGUUUACAUUCAAUUUGAUGGCUGAACACAUAAUGAGUUUGAAGCCUGGAAAACCAGAGACUGAGCAGUUGAAAAAAGAGUACAUAACAUUCAUGAAAGGAGUGGUUUCUGCUCCUUUGAAUCUUCCUGGAACUGCUUAUAGAAAGGCUCUAAAGUCUCGAUCAAUAAUCCUUAAAUUUAUCGAGCAAAAAAUGGAGGAACGGGUGAAGAAAAAGACAGAAGAUAAUGAUCAAAAUGAAUUACUGGGAUGGGUUCUGAAGAAUUCCAAUCUUUCAAAGGAGCAAGUUCUUGAUUUGGUGCUGAGUUUAUUAUUUGCUGGCCAUGAAACCUCAUCUGUGGCAAUAGCUUUGUGCAUUUACUUCUUGCAAGGGUGUCCCACUGCUGUCCGGCAAUUAGAAGAAGAGCAUAUAGAAAUAUCUAAAGCAAAGAGGGAAUUAGGGGAGACAGAAUUGAGCUGGGAUGAUUAUAAAAAAAUGGAAUUUACACAAUGUGUUAUUAGUGAGACAUUAAGGCUUGGGAAUGUGGUGAGAUUUCUUCACAGAAAAGCAAUAAAAAAUGUAAGAUAUAAAGGUUAUGACAUUCCAUGUGGAUGGAAAGUAUUGCCAGUGAUUGCAGCCGUGCAUUUAGAUCCUUCACUUUUUGACCAACCUUGGCACUUCAAUCCAUGGAGAUGGUUGCAGAAUAAUACUCGCGGAAGUCAAAAUGCGACAACAGCUAGCAAUAACUUCAUGCCAUUUGGUGGAGGACCACGACUUUGCGCAGGGACAGAGCUGGCCAAACUGGAGAUGGCUGUAUUCAUACACUAUCUAGUCCUCAAUUUCCGUUGGGAGUUAGCCGAUACGGACGAAGCGUUAGCAUUUCCAUUUGUCGAUUUUCCCAAAGGCUUACCCAUUAGAGUUCAACGUCAUGCUUUAUAAUUGGGGUAAAAAGUCGCCCAUGAAAUUUAGAAAACGAAAUGUGUGAUUGAUAAAUGGAGCAAAAUCAUGUUUUUCGAUUUCGAAAAUGAAAUUUUCUUGGAUUCUUCUUCGACCGUAUGGUGGAACGUCUUUUGGCUCACGUGAGGGAGAAAGACAUUUGCAACAAGUUAUAUUAGGACCACAUAUAUCUAUAUCUAUAUAUUCUCAUUCUUAUGUGUAAAAUUUACCCUUUUCGUUGAUUUUGUAAGUGGAAUGCACAAGUAAUUAUUCUUAUGCAAUGUGAUUUUGUAUCAA